Schistosoma turkestanicum is the source of this 1279-nucleotide messenger RNA. The record is from the annotation of a GenBank genome assembly. Lineage: Eukaryota; Metazoa; Platyhelminthes; Trematoda; Strigeidida; Schistosomatidae.
AUGAAUGCACUUAUCUUAAUUUUAUGUUUUUAUAUUGGCGGUUAUAGGCCAUCAUUUCAUUUACAUAAUACAGGCGAUUCCUGCGCCAUAUCUGAAUUGCAACGUCAAUGUCUGGAUUCUGUAUUGUCACGUAGUGAAUUAUUAACAAGUCGCAAUAAUGUUUUUCCAGAGUUUAUUCGCAUUGCCCCACCUUUGUUACCAUGCCCCCAAGGAACUGAUGAAAUUUCAUACAAUUUAAAUGAAGAUGAUGAAUCCAUCAGUCGAACAGUUUUCGACUUUAGUCCUUCAGGGAAAAGACCUAUCAAGAAGUCUAAACCUAUUUAUAACUGGUCAGAGGAACUUAUAUGGCUUAAUCCGAAUAUUGUGGAGCAUGAUUUUCAUUGGAAUAGUAGUAUGGAACUUGUUGAUAUGACAGUUGAGCUUCGCCAUUUGAUUUCCGCAGCAAUGACAUCCACUUUAACUCAGUCACAGCAACAAACGGUUGUUCAAGCAAUUAAAGAUAAUCCAAAUAUUAUUCAUAAUAUUGGUAUUACUUCAGAGAUUGUACCGAAUUUUGUUAAUCGUAAUCCAGUUAUUGCUAUUGAAGUUUUACAAUUAUUGAUUAUAUCACCGAAACGAGACGAGUAUUUGAAUGCUCUUCUAAAAAUGGAAGUUACUGUACAGUCAAUUGAAGUGGUAAAUCGACUAUCUACAAAAAUUGCAUUACCUACAGAGUUUAUACAAGACUACAUAUCAAAUUGUUUAGCAUUUUGUUAUUCAGUAAAUGACAAAUUUUAUCAAAUGAGACAUGUUCGUUUGGUAUGUGUACUACUCCAAUCACUCAUCAGAAAUAAUAUAUUGGAUAUUCAUAAUCAGGAUAUCUUAAUCGAAGUGAGAACUUUCUGUUUAGAAUUCACUAAAGCUCGGGAAGCAACUACACUUCACAGACUUAUUUUGAAUAUGGAGAGCACCAAUACAGCUUCAACAGCAACAACCCUUAAUAGUAGUAACAUUGGCACUUCCACGACUACUUCCAGUCCUACUCAACCAUCAGCAAAUACACAACAAUAAACACAUUCUUAUUAAAAAUAAGAAAACAUUAAUAAUUAGGUUACUACUGUACAUUACAGAUAAAUUAUGUGAGUCAAAAAUAUAAACAAAAUGGUCAGGUUUCCAUUUAGUUGUAUGAAAUAAAUCUUUCAUACAAAAGAAAUUUACCGUAUUUUAAAAGAUAUCUAAAGAUCAGUGCUACAAUAUAUUGGUUCUAAAUAAAGAAAAGAAUUCAAUCAGUUCAGAUGGG